UAGGGCUCGAGCGAAGCUAUUAGCGAUGGAGGCCAAGGAUCCGUUCGCGAUCCUCUGCGACAAGCUCCAGGCGCCCCAUCCUCUCCUCCAGCGCGUUGCGGUGAGCUCAAUAUUCCAGCGCUUUGCAGCGGCGCCAGAUGCGGCAUUGAUGAUGUCGCAAGCGGGAUCCGGCAAGGAAGCGCUGAUGCGAUGUCUCGCGUCGCAGAACCCCUGCAUUGUCGAUCAGAGCGUCCGGGAGCUGUGUAGGAUUGCGAAAUCGGGCGGGAUUUCGCUCGGCCAGGCGGUGAUGAUCUUGCAAGCGUCGCUGGAUUCAGUGACGUCGUCCAUCUCGCUACAUGUUUUGGUUUGCGGGAUUGGAUUCCUUUGCCAGCUCCAUGUUGCUGGCCAUGACAAUUCGAUCACAGUUCAUCCUCUUCUCAAGGCUCUACAAUCUCGUGAAGAAACAUCCUCGUCGAUCAUCCAGCAAGUUCGUCUCGUUCUACUGCACGCGAGUGACCAUCAACGUGCCAUGCAGUUCAUCCAGCCGUUUCUCACGCGUGUUUUUUUCGAUCCGUCGCGAAUGAGGAGCAGUUUUGCUCGAGGGCUUCACUCGAAUCUCUGUGCGAUUGCCAUCUCCCGUCCCUGUUUGGCUCCUGGAUUGAUGAAGCUACUGAUUCAGUAUGCCCAGUCUCGUUUCCUUGAGACUCCCCAGGAUAUAGAAUUUCUAUGCGAGGGGAUUCAAGAACUCAUGGAUUUGCUCGAGGAAAGCUCGCAUUUCUCCGAAAUGGAGGAUUUUACCAGUCCAAUACUGGAGCUUUUGUUCGGGCUAUGGCAUGAGAGCAAAACACAUUCCCUGCCGUCUCUGCCAUUUGUCUGCCUUGUGCGAAGGAUAAGUCUUCUUCCGAGCAAACCUCAGAGGCUGGAUGUCUACUUGGCGUCCUUGGCUUACCUUCUGGCUAUAUCAGAAUUAGAGCAAGAACAACUUUCGAUACUUGCUCUUGCACAGACUUGGCUCGAAAAAGAUUCCAACUUCACUUUACAGUCGUUGUUAUUCUGGAUAUUUCCGACGUUGCACAUAUUAACCUCGCCAUCUAGCCUUUUGAAACAAGCAGCUACCUCGCUGCUUAAGAAGAUCGAUCGUCUCUUAAGUGAUGGAAGUUUGCUGAACGUAAAAGCUGGUAAGAGUGAGAGCAUGCAGCUGGGAGGACUGGCCUAUGAGCUGUUAUGCUCCCUGUGGACAAAGGAAGCUGACGUUGAAGCGUGGUUUAAGACGCUCACGACUCAUCUGAGUGAUUCUGAUUUUCCCAUGCUACUCGCCAUCUUGACGACUGCCCUGACAUUUCACCCUUCGUCAAAGAUCUCUGGUUUUGCCAUCAAUAUGUUGGCUUUAUUAGGACAACAUCACGCUGUAUGGGGAAUAUCAUUGUUUCCCGUCUUUCUGUUCUCUUUGAAGUAUCACCAACGACAUGACGUGAACACAAAUGUGGUGAUAGCUUUUUUGAACGCUCUUCCGGAUAUAUGUGGUCAUCCAACCACCGUGCCAUUGAGCAUGCAUUUGCUUCAGCAUAUGGUGGACUAUAAGGGAAAUUUGCGUAUUCAAGCAACAUCUAUCCGAUUGAUCUAUAAGAUCUGGCAACAUACGGAUCGUGCAUAUUCCUUCUUACAGAAAACAUUAGUACCGUCAUGGUUUUCUCAAGCCAAAGAGGAAACAGAUGUACUACUGAGCAGAGCGACAUCACUGAGGGAUCUGUGUGGUCAUGAUCCCGAUGUGGGUAUAGAGCUUAUUUUAUCAGUACAGGCUUGCGUAGAGUGCAGGUCACCUGUUGUCAAGGCGCUGGGAUUGCAGAGUCUCUCGUUUCUCUGUGGCCACGAUGCUAUCGAUUUUUACACGGCUUGGAAGGUGAUUGCGAAAUUAUUUUCACCUCUUCCGAUAAGCCCUUCGAUUUCUGAAAGUUUUUGCAUGUUGCUUAAGCAUGGAGCUCUCGAUGCCAAUCUGAAUGCUGAAGAUGCCCAUGCAGUAUUGAAUGCGCUCUGGGAAUUUGCUUCAUGUGACAAGCAGCCAUCUGAAGAGUGGUAUCGAACGAGAUCAGCAGCUGUAGAAUCGCUUUGUGAAUACGAGGUGGAGCUACUCAAAGAGACUAUGGUAAAUGAAGGAAAGCAUGUGGAUAUACUUCUACGCGGGGCCAGUACUGCCGCUAAAUACCAAUGCGAGAGACUUGUUGCCAAGUUUCUUGACUACGAGCAUAAAACGCGGCAAAGAGCUACUACUGAGAAGGUUAUCAUGUCGAAGCUUGAAAAGAUGCUAGAAAGCAUUCCUCGUACAUUUACCAGCUCGACUCAAAACGACUAUCCAGGCUCGCUCUUAUUUUUUUGGAAUGCAAGCCGAGGGAGUUUAGCAACGGCGAAGAAAUCGGCUUUGAGGGUCGAAGACGAAGGCCUCAAGAGCGUAUUCUUCGAAGUCGCAAAAACCUUAAAUGUUUCCGGAGAUUUGAUCAUGGUGUUAAUUUCGCUGUUCUCUUGGUCCUGCUUCAUGCAUCAGUGGCUAAAAAUCGGCUGUCAACUCCAUGGAAACGCUGAAGUAGCGUGUGAACAUAUAGUCAAGGCCUGUAUUGAUGCUUCUGAGGAAGGGAUCCCACGAGUUGCUGAAAACUCAACUCUUGCUUUGGCAGCAUUUUCCCGGUCGUUACGCCAACCUAGUUUGGCAUCAAGUUCUGUUGCAAGAUAUCUUGAGUCAAGAAUAUCGUCUUUGGAGCAUCAAUCUGCGCAAUGCUCGGCAGCCGUGUCCCUCGGAGUGCUGACAACUUCCUUGCAUCCCACAGACUGGGAUGUUAAAGCUAAUGCAGUGCGCUUGCUGAUACAGUCUGCAACCGAGGCCGACAACGCAUUUGUCGUCGGGUCAGCUGCUACGGGGCUCGGAAUCGCUUGCCAAAGCCUGUUCUUGUCAGAAUUUUCCAGCAUGGGCAGCUCGAAAGAAUGCGCGUUGCUGUCCGACAUUGUACACUGCGUUUUGAAGCUGCUUGCUCUCCGCUGUCCCCAGAUUUUCUCGACAAUGUUGGCACUAUCUCAAGACAGCUUUUUUACAACAGAGGUGUUCACUCAGGAAACGAACGUGAAAGAUUCAAGGAAUGAGGAGGAUGACCUUUGGGCUAUAGUGGGUCUGGUAUGGGCCUUGGGAAAGUCGGUGACGCCCCUCGGCAAAGCAGGAAAGACAACGCUGGUAAAACGUAUCACUCAAGCAGUGUUCUCUUGGAUACCAGACUCUAUUGACGAAGUCGGAACGAUGUGUCUUGCAACAGGCGCUUCUUUGGUGCUCCCGACGUGCGUGGAAGCAUCGGACAGGCUUGAGCUACUAGAGUCGGCGGAGAUAGAGUCACUAUUGAGCCGGCUCGGUAGUUUCGUGCGGCAGAUCGUCGACUUGCCUCAGUCAAGGCGGAGCUCACAGCCUUGGCUUGCGCAUGUUUUCAAGGCUAGCUGCAUCGGUUAUGGAGGCCUUGUGGCAAAGGUUCUUCAGACAGGAGCACAUCCGCUGGCUCAGGAAACAGUGAGAGACUUGCUGGAAACUCUUCACAGAGGCUACACGCAGGUGGAAGAUGCGCAUUACUGUCUCGGAGCAAUGCUCGGGCUGGCAAACGCUCUUGGAGCUGGUGUUGCCUCAGAGUUCGAACCUCAAGGAGCCGAGCAACACGUAGUCUCUUCUUUACAAGCUGGAAACAAGGUGACAACUCCUCUUAUGUUCAGCAGUGCUCACGGGGGGACGCUGAGAACAAUGUUACAACAAAUAGUUCGCAUCUCUCAUUCAAGCGAAGGUGGCCGGUUGCGAGGCUACGCAAGGUGGUGCCUUGCUAUUAUGCACACUGCAUGGCUACGUGUGAGCCAAGGGCGGGUGUCAGCAGAAGGUAGUGAGCGGCCCACUAGAGCAAUAGUUCGUUGGAGCUAUCAGCCGGUUAGCUUGUCAAGUCUUCCAGCGCACAGCACCUUGCGUUUGCUGAGCGAGUGGCUGUCCAGCAUUGGAUUGACGAAGGUCGGUAUUCCAUGUGAUGAGGUCAUCAGUGUGAUGCGAUGCUUAGAAGAGGCUCCGAGACUCCCUAUGCUCGACUGGGGAGGUCUGAUACGUCGAAUCAUGCAGCACAAGGAAUGGUUUCUGCAGCCAUCGUCAGGUCCCGAUCAUGGAGACGUUAGAAAGCGGUGCUUGAUCUUCUCUUUUCGUCAUGCCGACAAAGUUCCUCCUCUAGCAAGUGUUCUGGACGAGGUAUGUGAAGGCUCGAAGCUGGUCACUAUCGAAACAAGUUUGCGGACAGUCGUGCUGAGCCGUCUCGGUGACCUCCACAAAAUCUUCUCGCUAGCCCGCAUGGAGAAACUUCUAGCCGACGUUAUACAAGUACUUGGCAAACUCCAGACCGACGGUCGCGAAUGCAGAGUCGAAUGUUGGAAGGGACUUGCUAAGUUCUGGGCCACAGAUACAAGAGAUCUUCUCGUACACAUCGAGAGCUGCAUGAGACAGCUAAUAUCCAUGUCUCCAGCACGUUUUAUCGAUCACAACGACACGGAAGAGACCGAAAGAGAUACAAUGGAGUGGUCAGUAGCUCUGGAAUGCCUGAAACCCGCAAGGACGAGCUGGUUGCUAGACGUUUUCAAGAUCCAGGACGAAAGCUUUGGAAAGGUUGCGUUUGCAAGGUCUCGGCUGGCCGCUAUGAAAGUUCUCCCACUGUCGUCACUGAAAGUCGUGCGUUCUCGACUGCUAGACAGGCAGAUAACAGGACACUGGAUGCUAAUGACCGAAUGUGCAUUGGCUCUAAAGGACGCCCAGUUUGAAGAUAAGCAUGAGUGGUUACUGGAUACAAUAGACACAGCUUACGUAUCAAAGUUUCCCUCAACGGCCAUUUCGUUCAUGGCAUUGCUUACGAGCAUAUGGAGCCCCGACUCGUACCUCUUCACUCUGAGCGAGCCACAGAUAGUCCGUCAGCUUCCUCAUAGCUUGCAGAAGCUUUUGGCAGAGAAGAAAUGGAAUCAAAGCGCGCGAGUUGUGGCAAGUAGACUCUUCUCUGUGAUGGAACGAGUAGCCAAGCUGGGUGGAAGCAUGGAAGAAGGAAGUGUGGGAGAGGAGUUAAUUGGAGCAGUGGAAAGUGCAGCCAUCUCAAUUAGGGAGCAUGCCACUCCUGACUUGCUUGCAAAAGUGAGAAUGUCAUAGAUUUUGUAGUAAAAAAUGUUUAUUUCUUAAAAGGUUUCCUUUAAAAAUUAAUUGGUAAA
Messenger RNA from Selaginella moellendorffii, 5226 nucleotides. RefSeq names its product protein RST1. Bases 26 to 5167 code for a protein of 1713 amino acids. The transcript is spliced from 23 exons. Gene Ontology annotation, biological process: regulation of post-transcriptional gene silencing. Lineage: Eukaryota; Viridiplantae; Streptophyta; Lycopodiopsida; Selaginellales; Selaginellaceae. The record is from RefSeq and is a predicted model, not a curated record.